Cetraspora pellucida is the source of this 174-nucleotide messenger RNA. NCBI's taxonomy places the organism in Eukaryota, Fungi, Glomeromycota, Glomeromycetes, Diversisporales, Gigasporaceae. The record is from the annotation of a GenBank genome assembly.
CCAAAAUAUUCUGAAUUUGAAGCUGAAUUAAUUGAAUGGUUUCGAGAAGCUCAAUCUCAGCAAAAAACUGUAAGCCAGUAUAUAAUUCAAGCCAAAGCUCGCACAUUAUAUGCUACAUCUCAUUAUCAAGAAAAAUAUGGAGAAAUACAAAAUAACAAAUUUUUACAAAAAUGA